Messenger RNA from Rhodofomes roseus, 477 nucleotides. RefSeq lists its product as uncharacterized. Lineage: Eukaryota; Fungi; Basidiomycota; Agaricomycetes; Polyporales; Fomitopsidaceae. The coding region runs from base 155 to 433 and encodes 92 amino acids. The transcript has a single exon. The record is from RefSeq and is a predicted model, not a curated record.
GUCGAGACCCGUCCUGCACUAUGGCAUUGGCUACUAGCCAAAUUCGCUGGAACCGCUGUGGUGCACACCACGACAACUCUCGACAGCGCUCGCCCAUCCGUGUCAGUCCUGUUCUCUCCUAAGCACUCAGUAAAUGCCUAAUCCUUCCAGCUGAAUGCUGCCGCAUCCGUUUGCUUCCGCUGCCAUGCUGCCUCUGGCGUCAGGGGCUCGAACCUUGCAGUUUGCGUGCCAGGCUCCGGGUGAAAGGACAACAGUACUUCUGGCUAUCAGGUCCGAUAGGCCGUGUAAAGAAGGAUGUGACACCUGUUCAUUUCCCGGGGAUACCGGCAUGCAGUUACAGUGUGCUUGCUUCAUUUUGAGCUGCCUAGUGUGCUACCCGUGGAUGAAGCUAGAAAUCCCGAAAACGCGAAUUGAUAGUGAUCUUGUUGGUUGAUUCUAUCUAACGUCGCUGAGGGCAGCACCGUAUAUUAUUGCGAC